Nematostella vectensis (starlet sea anemone) is the source of this 1635-nucleotide messenger RNA. RefSeq lists its product as uncharacterized. The transcript is spliced from 3 exons. Lineage: Eukaryota; Metazoa; Cnidaria; Anthozoa; Actiniaria; Edwardsiidae. The coding region runs from base 270 to 1064 and encodes 264 amino acids. The record is from RefSeq and is a predicted model, not a curated record.
AUAGGGUUCGAAAACGAGCCAGGCCGCAUAAUCGAUUAAGGUCAUUAGACUGAAGUCCGCUAUAUAAGAACGCCAGCCGAAUGGACUAGACUCGGCCUCAAUUAGUUUGACUGCCUCUUGCUGUAGCUGCGCCUUGUUUAAUGACUUAGAGGCAGCUGUUUGUUUGGAAUAAUAUUUUAACUACGGUUUGUGUCUUUGUAAAAUGAAACGUUUAGCUUAUUCAUUUCGGAAAACACUGAAGUGCUGUUGAUAACAACAAAAGACGAGCGAUGCGUCGCGUAUCGACAAAUGUCCCAUUUUCCACGCCAUCUAUGCCAAACGUGUUUCUUAUCGGGAAUGGUGACGGUAACAGCAGCCGAGAUGACGUCUCUUGUAGCGGGAAACUUGCUCCGCUCCACUCAAGGGCAGGCUUCGAAGAAAUACAGGCACGACGAUCGAGCGUCACCAUGCCGCCGAUUUUCACCCCGCGCCGGCGAUCAGUAUCAUCCCGGUCAGCAGUCUCCACCAGUUCCCUCGAGGACUUUCCCCGCCCACCAGAAAACAGCCCCCGAACAGAGAACCAAUCCGGAGGCCCGAAGUUCAUCCUAAACAUUAUCAGCGAGACAAGCGACUUGAGUGGAGGCCGAGCAACAAAGAAACAAACGAAACGGAAAGGCCAAAAGAGGAAGGAUAAACUACCCUUGCUUCAACAAGACAGUAAAAAGACUUCUACUAUUAAAAAGAAACUCAACAGAAAAAGCACAGAUGUUACAAUUCGACUGAACGACGAAGUGUUGGAUACAGAAGGCGCUAAAACAGCGGAAGCAGCUAAAGAAGGAGCAACGGAGAGCAAGAUCUCCAAGGAACAAGGGGAUGGAGAUGAGGAGGACAUGUAUUGUAAAUAUGGGCUGGAUUUGAGGAAGGAUUACGGAUGGGAAAUCUCUCGCGCCUUUACCUUCUCGUACUUCCCCAAGCUCGCGGAACAACCACAGAAGAAAACUAAGAAACCGAAAAAGCCCGGAUUGACAGCUAUAAAGAAGCCGAAAACUGAUGUUGUAACUGACCUGACUGUCAAUGAAAUCUGAUACACACCGUUAGUAGAGGUCACAUAGAUGAUGAUGCCGAUGACCGAUUUGUGUAGAGAAAUUCAUGGAUAUCUGGUAAUUCCCGGAUUAGAGAGUGGUGAUUGCCGGAUGUGUGUAUUGAUUCUCGGCUGCAGUAAUUCCAGGAUAUGUGAUUACUCGGAUAAUUAGUCAAUCCGACAAGACGACAAUGGAUCGGUCUAGGCGUAUUACACGUACUGGAAAAUUUUAUUUAUAGUUUAGACUCUAUAUUUGUAACAAUUACAAGCGUUUUAUAAAUUUAAGAAAAUAUAUAUUAUCCUGGUACAAGUUAACUAACCAUACGACAGAACCUAGCAAAUACAGAUGGAAGAGUUUGUUCCAAAAAGAACAUUUUAAAAGUGAUAUCAACUAUACUUUAGCCUUUUAAGGAUUUUUUGCGAUGUAUCUUUUUGUCAUCUCUGGCCAAGAAUGCGCAAGGUAUGAUGGGAGGUGUUGCAUCUCGGGAAGGAAAUGCGACGCUCCUAGCAUGCUUUGCGCGCCGCUUUGUUGUUGUCAUGACAGAAACUGAAUAAAAAUGCACUUACAAAACCUG